Molecule: messenger RNA, 138 nt
Organism: Haemonchus placei
Lineage: Eukaryota; Metazoa; Nematoda; Chromadorea; Rhabditida; Trichostrongylidae
Source: the annotation of a GenBank genome assembly
AUGAGUUGUUCUGAAGCUGCUGAGGAUGUAUGCCAAAUAAACGCCUGUCUUCACCGCGUGUGUUCAGGGGAUGUCGGACAGGCGAUAAGCGACGUAGUCCAGAAACGGCUCCGCUCCAAGAUCGUCUUCUUGUUCUAA